Molecule: messenger RNA, 6435 nt
Organism: Mus musculus (house mouse)
Lineage: Eukaryota; Metazoa; Chordata; Mammalia; Rodentia; Muridae
Gene: Dusp11
Product: dual specificity phosphatase 11 (RNA/RNP complex 1-interacting)
Exons: 9
Coding region: 133-1098 (321 amino acids)
Cellular component (GO): nucleus; nucleoplasm; nuclear speck
Molecular function (GO): RNA binding; phosphatase activity; hydrolase activity
Source: RefSeq, marked validated
AGCGAGACGUCGACGCGUCGCGUUCCUUUGCGGGCGCCUCUGGAUCCCGCGGCCUCUUCUGGCCUCCCUGAAGUCGCCACUUUGGCCGCUCUGGCACGCCUGGCGUUGGGUGGGCGGCAUCUCUGCGCCCACAUGAACCAGCAUUAUGGCCGACAUGGUCGUGGACGGGGCCGGGACUUUGCUGCCUGUGCCCCACCCAAGAAGAAGGGCAGAAACCACAUCCCCGAAAGGUGGAAAGACUAUCUCCCAGUUGGGCAGCGGAUGCCUGGGACUCGUUUCAUUGCUUUCAAAGUUCCUUUGCAAAAAAAAUUUGAAGCAAAGCUUAUGCCAGAAGAAUGCUUUUCCCCUUUGGAUCUGUUUAAUAAAAUACAAGAACAAAAUGAAGAACUUGGAUUGAUAAUCGAUUUAACAUAUACUCAGCGCUAUUAUAAAGUAGAGGAUUUGCCAGAAACUAUUUCUUACAUAAAAAUAUUUACAGUUGGUCAUCAAAUACCUGAUAAUGACACUAUCUUUCAAUUCAAAUGUGCAGUUAAAGAAUUUUUAAAGAAAAAUAAAAACAAUGACAAACUUAUCGGUGUCCACUGCACCCAUGGCUUAAAUAGGACUGGCUACCUCAUUUGCAGAUAUUUGAUUGAUGUAGAAGGCAUGAGGCCAGAUGAUGCAAUUGAAUUGUUCAACAGCUGCCGGGGGCACUGCAUAGAAAGGCAGAACUACAUUGAAAACCUGCAGAAACGUCAUGUCAGAAAGAACCGGAAUGUUAGUGCACCUAGGACAGAUGGCCUUGAAGACUCAGCAGAUCCUACGGAGCAAGUCUACACCAACAACAAACCUGUGAAAAAAAAGCCUAGGAAAAACCGGCGUGGUGGUCAUCUGGCACCUUCCCAGCAUUUCCAGCACCAGACGCAGAGCUCACCGUACUCACUCAGAAAAUGGUCACAAAAUCAGAGUGUUUACCAGAGAGGCCUUGUCCCUCCUCCUGGUCCAGCCGGAGAGGACUAUUCACAAAGAAGAUUCUUCUGGAGUGCGAGGCCAAAUAAGUGGACUGCUGAGAGUUACCAGAGACCUUUCUACCCAUACUACUGGGAAUGGAACCUGUGAGGCACGCUGUGGCUGGACUGUCGUCAGGGCCACCUGAGACCAGAGCUGGACAGAAGACAGCUGAAUGAAUUUAAUAAAAUCAGGUCAAAAGAAUUUAGAAAACUUUCUGAACAUUUUUAACUGUUCAAACUGUUGUACUGUCCUGAUAUAUGUUACACUGCUCUGUGCUGGCGGACGCGGUGGCUCCGGCAGUCUAGAGCACCUCCAUUCCAGGCCUCAACUUUUCUCAGAGUUCUGAAUAGAUAACAAAUUCUAAAUUGCCUUCUGUUUUCCCUGUAUAUUUCCUUUGCUCAUGCUUGUAAUGUGUUGUGUAGGUGCAGAGAUUCGUAGUGUUUUUACCACAUGUUCUUUACUGACAAUCUUUAUGGGUGUGUUUUCCAUGACUGUUCAAAUUUUCUACUAAAACUCUAGCCAGGGGACAGUUCUUUUCUUUGCACCUGUUCUUUGUCCUCGUGGGACUCUGAUCAGCGUUUUUUCCUUGGUGGUCAGUGUUGGGAUUUGACCAGCUUCUUGCUGACCUGCCAGCUAAGGCAUCUAACACAGAGAAGGUUCAAACUUUAGGUACUGGUUGAUUGCCAAGUUGGGUAACUGCCACCAACAGGGUAGAACUAUCCAGGAGGCUAGAAACCCUCUGUAGAUUUUAAAGGUUGAACAGACAUCCUUGGAUAUCUGGGAAAGCUGAGGGUUAUACUGACUCCGAGGACCUCAAUUCAGGAUCUCUGUCCACUGGCCUCCCACACUAGAAUGGUGCUCUUUCUCUAGGACACACUUCAGGCUACAUGGAGGUGCUAAUUACUUGUCCUUAGAACUCACUCAGGAAGUUGCUCCUCAUAACACAUCAAGUCCACAGCAAGUUUUUGCUAUGCACAGUAGUUUUCUCUCUCAUGUAUGAACAUGUGGAGGGAACUUUUCCCUAAUGAAGUCCCGGCAGAUCAUGUAUUCCAGCUUGCAGCUAAUUUUGCCCAAACUUUAGUCAAGUUGCUCUGCACUCCAGUGAUGGCUUUUUCUCUACCCAUCACAUUAACAGAUUCAAAGUGCUUCUUGUUGUGAGACCCCCCCACUCCACCCCCGAGGAAUUCUUCCCCAGAAUAUACUGGGUCAGUGUAUUGUCCAGUGUAAGAAACUGGAACAGACAGUUAGGAACCAAAAGAGGACAAAGCUGGGACAGGUACAGAAUGCACCCAGUCUGGACGGUGCAAAGAACACAUUGACAAGCAGCCUCUGGAGGACACUGCCAGGUAGGGUCACUGCGUGAGUUCUGCCACGGUUAGGAGUUGUUCCUGCCACCUGCCCUGUUCCUCUACCAGGAAUUGGAUUGCCAACACCUAGUGAAAACCACCUUUAUCAUUGGAUAACUCAUAACUAACUUUCAUUCUUACACACUCGUCUGGCUUCUGUCCAUGUCACACAAUACAAAGGCCUAGUGGAAGGACACUUCUUUUUUAAAGUUUCUAGUGGUCUAUUUAGUAUUCUUAAGUUAUAUUUUACUUUAGAAACAUACAUGAAUAUUUUCUCAGGUAGCUUUCCUGAAAUUCCCAUGGAAAGGCACCCUGCAUGUUUCUUGAUUGUCAGUCUCAGAGGUAGCCCGCCUAAGGAUUUCUUAUGCUAUGUAUUUUCCUCCUUUUUUUUUUUUUAAAUACUCUUACAGAUCACCAUUGCUUCAUUUUCCAAUUUAUGAUAACAUGCGUUGAUGAAUUCUUCCUUUGGCAAAUGAGGAUUUAGCUCUCAGCCUACCCACUCACUCCACAGCCCUUUGCAGCCUUUGAUGAAGUUACUAGAUAAGUGUGGUCAUCACGCGCGUCGUGUUCAUGGCUGUGGGUUCUUUCUGGCCUUCCUCUUUCCUUAACGUUUUUGCCUCAUUCAUUUGGCCAUUUUCUGUUGAUUAUGUCACAAAUUCAUCUUCUCCAUCUGAUAGCAUUAUAAACCGUCUCAGUGAAUGAUGCGCCCUUUGAUUUGACUCCUUUUCUGGAGCUUCUUUAAAUGCCCCAGUCAGGUGCCAGGUCUCGUUGGUAGGGCUGCCAUGCUAGAGUACCACAGACUGAGGGAGAACAUCUAUAGGAACUUUUUGUGUCUCAUAGUUUUAGAAGCUGGGAAGGAUAGAGUCAGCAAGAAUUUCUUCUUGUAGAUGACUGGUACUUCACUGUCUUCUUGCGGUCUUCUGUGUCUUAACAUCUCCUCCACUCGUCCCUCCCCCCCUUUCCUUUUUUCCCUUAUGAUACGCUGAGAUGCAUCGCCAGCUCUGUCUUCUCAAAGAUGCCAGGUCAUUAGACUCAGACUCACUGUGGAGACCUCAUUUGCCUCUUGAAAGACUCCCCAAAUGCGGUGAUAUUUCAGAUACUGGGGCUUAGAACUUUACCAGCAAUUUGAGGAAACACAACUGUCCAUAGGAGGCAAACUGGCUGUUCCUUACACGUGGGGCAAAGCUCCCAUCUGAGCUCUCUUCCCUCUUGUCAUUUAUUUCUUAGAACCUGGGUCCCAGGGUUCUACUUCCAUGACUAUAAUUUCCCAUUUGCUCAUUAUGUCCUUCAGCAGCCUCUCAGGGCUGGGAGGGUGUAACAGCCGAGCCACAGAAGUGGAUCUGUUUGCUUCUCUGCUCCUGUCCUUUGAUGAGCAGUAGGUAGGCACUUUUCAGAGUCCUAGUUCAUGGUGUUCAGACGGUUGCUGUUGGCUGUUGAAACCCUGUCUCCUAAUCUCAGAUCUUUGGGACCUGUAAUUCUUCUCUUGAAGUCUUAGGGUCUUUAUCUCACAUGUCAUAGUGUAUUUUCUAUCCACCAUGACAUAUACCAGCUGAGUCCUUUCAAUAUGGCAAAUUGUAAGAAGUUUUUAUUUAAUGCUAUUAUAUUAGCAUUAAUCCCUAACCCUAGUGCAGCUUCUAGUAGGAUGUUGGACUUCUUUCCUGAAAUUACAUCUGAUUUAAUUAUCUGUUUUUAUUUUUAUUUAACCUUUUCGUGUUACUAUCUAGCACUUUUCUUCUGAUACAUUGGGGUUGUAGAUGCUGGGAUUGACCAGGGCCUUGAGCAUGCCAGGCAUGUACUCUGUAAUUGAGCUGUGCCUCCAGCCUUCUUCAGACCUAUAUAUGUCAUUUGUAUAAACAUAAUAAAAAUACAAAAGAUAAAGCAUUUUCUGAUAUUUAAGUAUGUUACAUGAUUUUUUAAAAACAGACACAGGGCUUCAGUAUAUUCCGCAGGCUAGCUUUGAACUCCAGGGCUCCAGCAGUCAUCUGCCCCAGGCUCCAGAGCAAGUAGGACGUCAGGUACCUGCUCUCUUGCCUGGCUCUAGAUUUUAAUUUCUAAGAGUUAACUCAUUUUUUUCUUUAAAAACAAUAAUAACUACAGUAUAUAUCUUGACUAUUACAUGUUUGCUACACUCACAUUAUGGAGGGAGGUCCCAUGUGGAAUCCUAAUUAAAUAGCCUUUCCAGCAAAACUUACAGCUUCCCAGAAAACAAAUUCCUGUGUUCCUUUCCUCUUGGAAGAGACAAAUGGCUUACGGCCUUGGGGCAGGGACUGCCAAGGCUUUCUGUAUCUGGCCGUAAACUGACUUUUCAAGUCCUUUGUUUACCCUCUGUCUGAAUACUAGCCAUUUUGUGGCCAUACAGUCUGUCUUGAAAGUUGUUCUUUGGCUGUAAUCUGUGCUGUGAUCUGAGCCAGGCAUCCAUGUAUGAACCACUUUUUAGAAAGCCUGCCCCAGCGAGUGAUCUCUUUUUCUACAGUGUACUUUGUGUACACUGUGCUAAAAUACUACUUCAGGUUCUGUGCCACCAUGUCAAGUAGCACAGUAUGACAGUACCUUUUUGCAGGGAAGGAUACACCCUGUCUUAUCUUUGCAAAUGUGUCUUUAAAAUCCCAAACUAAAUCUUUAAUCUCAGCACUUGGGAGGCCGAGGCAGACAGAUCUCCAGACCUGCUUGGUCUACAGAGGGAGAUCCAGGACGGCCAGAGCUACCUAGAGAAAACUUAGCAUGAAAAUGCAAAAAAAACAUUCCCAGCCAAGUGGGACGCAUUGACUGGUCACACGUGGUACCUCUGGCCUUUCUUUUAUUUAUUUAUUUAUUUAUAUAUGAAACCCCACUUUCAACUAAAGGGGGAUGGGACACACUAGGCCAUGGCAUCAGGCUCCUUGAGCUGCUUGCCAGAGAGUGAGGUGGAUAAUCUACUCCCCCUGCAGAGGACAGGAGGCGCCUAGCAAGCAGACGACGUUCUUCCUGUUCUGCUGUAGAUCACUUGUACAGUUUCAUUAAUGAGCUUCCAGAGAAAGUCCAGACUGAGACUGUCAUGCCAGGGAGCCUGGCGUGUUCUUGGCUUACUGAAGCAGGGCAGCAUAUUGUAUCACGUGGCUUUGCUGUUUCCUGCUUAAGACCUUUCCUCACCAUUCUGUAUGUAUGUGUACGUCAAAGAAAACACCAGUGACUUAGUUCUUAAUCCUCGCCUCAAGACCUGCUUCCUGGAGGACCUCAAGUGUCUUAUGGAUCUGGCAGCCAUGCACUCUUAAUGGUUUGACCUUACACAUGAAUGAUAUACCUGGUCUCUUCCUGACUUGACAUACCACAAAAACUUGGAGCAUUUGAAAAUACCAUUAUCAGUUAUUUCGACAUAACAAUUUAUCAAUAAUUAAGGUUUCAUUUGAGGUUAUAUUUGCAUGACAUGGGGGUAAAUUUUAGAAUCUGGAUUAAGAUUAUAUUCACUUUAACAGUGAGGACAGCUAUGACUGUUUAUGCAAGUCCCAUGUCUCAGCAUAACACCCUGUCAUGCAUUCUGAACUAACUUCCAUAUGCUAUAUAGUGGUCUCCCUUAAUUCUGGAGGAAGGAGGGUCAUUAGCUCUGAAAUAACUUUUUUUUAAAAGAAAAGAAACUACAACAAAUUCCUCUCUAGGAUAGGCUUUUGUGCACCCUGACCAAGGAAUUUACCGCAGCCCCAGACUCCACCCUUCCAGCUUUCUCUGGGUCACAGCCCCUCCCAUCAGCCCAGCCCCUGGCAGCUACUGAUACAGUUUUCCUCUUACCAUCUCUAAAAUGCUGUGCAGGUGAAAUUAGGAUGUGGGCUUCUGAGUGGGGUUUCUUGUUUGGCUACUGGCUUUAAGGUCUGUGUUACAAAAUGGAUCGACAGGUCUCGCUUCCCUCUGUUGCUGAGUUGCUCUUGUAUAUGGUUGUCUCACACUUUGCUUAAUCAUCAACCAGUUAAAAGAUAUUUAGGUUUUCUGUAGGGGUUUUUUAAUUUAAAUUUUAAAUAUAAAUUUUUUAUAUAGCAUUUUAUGUAAACAUCUUUCCUUCCCCCUCCCCUUGGAGUGGAAUGCUGCCGUGUAUGUUUAACUUUAUAAUAAAUUAUCAAACUUUGCCAAA